AUGAGCAGCUAUCAGAACGGCGUGGCGCCUGCUCGCGCCAUCGAGGACGAUUCGGAUGUCGAGGAGGAGGCCCUCGUCGCUGACUACAAGGAGCAAGUCCAAUAUGAAGGCGUGGAUGAGCUGGACCAGGCUGCUCUUGCCCAGCAGGCCGACGACCUCCAGGCCCAGCUAGUCGCGGCUGCUCAGCCGCUCGACUUCCAGGCUAGCCUCGAGACCAAGUUCCGGAGCUACGACAACUACUGCGGCCUGUUCCACUACAUUCUGAACUCGGAGAGCGGGCCCGUCGACAUCGAGCCGCCGACGUACUACUGGGCUUGGGAUGUCAUCGAUGAGUUCAUCUACCAGUUUAACACCUUCUCCUCCUACCGGUUGCGUAUUGCGCGCCAAGGUGGCCCUGAGGAAGAGGUUCAGAUCCUGCGAGAGAACCCCAACACCUGGGGCUGCUAUAGCGUGCUCAAUGUUCUCUACUCGCUUAUCCAGAAGUCCCAGAUCACCGAGCAGCUGGCUGCUAUGAGGAGGGGUGAAGACCCCAUGGCCGUCGCCGGCCCCUACGGGUCCCGCAACCUCUACCGCAUGCUCGGCUAUUUCUCAAUCAUCGGCCUGCUCCGCGUCCACUGCCUGCUCGGUGACUUUAGCCUGGCUCUGAAGACCCUCGAUGACAUUGAACUGAAUAAGAAGGCUAUGUUCGCUCGUGUUAUGGCGGCCCACUUUACCACCUACUACUACGUGGGCUUCUCCUACAUGAUGAUGCGCCGCUAUGCCGACGCCAUCCGCAUGUUCAGCCACAUUCUGGUCUACGUUUCUCGCACCAAGAACUUCCAGAAAAACUCUCAGUAUGAUUCGAUCAGCAAGAAGAACGAUCAAAUGCUCGCUCUGAUCGCCAUGUGCGUUGCCUUCCACCCGACUCGUCUGGAUGACACCAUCCACACCGCUCUGCGCGAGAAGUACGGUGAGCAGCUGCUGAAGCUGCAGCGCGGUGGUCCCGAGUCGCUCCCUGUUUUCGAGGAGCUCUUCCGCCUGUCUUGCCCCAAGUUUAUUUCUCCUGUUCCUCCGGACUUUGAUCACCCUGAAGCCAACGUCGACCCCAUUGAACACCACCUGUCCAUCUUUAUGGAGGAGGUCAAGACCAAUAUGUGGAGCCCGACUGUCAAGUCGUACCUGAAGCUCUACACAACCAUGGAUCUGAAGAAGCUCGCUGGCUUUCUUGACGUCAAUCCGGAGGAGCUGCGCUCUAUGCUUCUUGUUGGCAAGCAGCGGACCAAGCAGCUGCGCUGGACUGACGGCAGCCUUCUAGAGGGAGAGCUGGUUAAUAUCAGCGACCUUGACUAUGCUCUCCAGGGUGAUAUCAUCCACAUCUCUGAGGCUAAGAUGGGUCGUAAGCUGGUUGACUGGUAUCUCCGCAACCUUGCGCGCACGUACGCAUAG
Thermochaetoides thermophila DSM 1495 is the source of this 1425-nucleotide messenger RNA. RefSeq names its product eukaryotic translation initiation factor 3 subunit-like protein. Gene Ontology annotation, molecular function: translation initiation factor activity. NCBI's taxonomy places the organism in Eukaryota, Fungi, Ascomycota, Sordariomycetes, Sordariales, Chaetomiaceae. The record is from RefSeq and is a predicted model, not a curated record. Gene Ontology annotation, cellular component: cytoplasm; eukaryotic translation initiation factor 3 complex. Bases 1 to 1425 code for a protein of 474 amino acids. The transcript is spliced from 4 exons. Gene Ontology annotation, biological process: translational initiation.